Phragmites australis (common reed) is the source of this 2160-nucleotide messenger RNA. RefSeq names its product cytochrome P450 CYP72A616-like. Gene Ontology annotation, molecular function: iron ion binding; oxidoreductase activity, acting on paired donors, with incorporation or reduction of molecular oxygen; heme binding. The transcript is spliced from 6 exons. Lineage: Eukaryota; Viridiplantae; Streptophyta; Magnoliopsida; Poales; Poaceae. The record is from RefSeq and is a predicted model, not a curated record. Bases 159 to 1856 code for a protein of 565 amino acids.
GUGCAGCUACCACUCGUACUCCCACUUGAUCGGCGGCCCUAGCUAGAAAAGAAAGAAAAACAUUCCACUCCCCGUCAGCUGCAGAUCGCACACGGUUCCUUCACCCAAAGGAACCCCGUGCGCUAGCCUGCACCCCACGGGCAUCCAGCCGGCCGGCCAUGGGGAACAGCGUGAUAGGUUUGCUCGUCGCCGAGGCGCAGGCGGCUUUCCCGUGGAAGCAGCUGCUGCUGUGCGCGGUCCUCGCGUGGUGCGCCGUACGCGCGAUGGAGUGGGCGUGGUGGCGGCCCCGGCGCCUGGGCCGGGCGCUGCGGUCGCAGGGCCUCAGCGGCACGGCGUACCGCUCCCUCGCGGGGGACGCGCCGCUGACCGAGCGGCUCAACCAGGAGGCCAGGUCCCGGCCCCUGCCCCUGGGCUGCCACGACGUCGUGCCCAGGGCGAUGCCGCUGUUCCAUCAGACCAUGAAGGAGCACGGUUGUUUUCGUAUCCAAUUUGUGACAGCUAUCCCCAAAGAAAAUGAAAGUGGUGCAACACACGACCCACUGACAAGCAUGACCGGAAUUUGGUUGACAAUGACAGGUAAAACGUCGAUCACCUGGUUUGGGCCGGUGCCAAGGGUGACCAUCACCAAGCCAGAGCUGGUGCGAGAGGUUCUGUCAAACAAGUUCGGACACUUCGAGAAGUUAAAGUUUGGCAGUCUUCAGAGGAGGCUGCACAACGGCUUGGGCAGUCACGAGGGCGAGAAAUGGGCCAAGCAUAGGAGGAUCAUCAACCCCGCAUUCCAUCUGGAGAAACUGAAGCGCAUGUUGCCGGCCUUCGCCGCAUGUUGCACGGAUUUGGUGAAGAGGUGGGAGGGUUUGGUUACAGACGGGGAGCCAUGCGAGGUGGAUGUUUGGCCCGAGAUGCAGAACCUGACAGGGGAUGUCAUCUCCCGCGCCGCGUUUGGCAGCAGCUACCUCGAAGGCAGGAGGAUUUUCCAGCUCCAGGGGGAGCAGGUUGCGCUCGUCGUGCAGUCUAUGAGCAAUAUACAUAUCCCUGGAUACUUGUACCUGCCCACAAAAACCAACCGAAGGAUGAAGCAGAUAGCUUCAGAGAUCGAAGGACUUCUAAAGGGCAUCAUCGCGAAACGAGAGAACGCAUUGAGAGCCGGCAGGGCGACUAGCGACGAUCUUCUCGGCCUGCUGCUGGAGUCGAACAUGGAGCACUGCUGGGGUGACGGCAACGCGAAGGCCGGCAUCACCACCGACGACGUGAUCGGGGAGUGCAAGCUGUUCUAUUUCGCCGGCAUGGAGACCACGUCGGUGCUGCUCACGUGGACGAUGAUCGUGCUCUGCAUGCACCCGGAGUGGCAGGACCGCGCGAGGGAGGAGGUGCUUCACGUCUUCGGCGCCAGAACGCCGGAUUACGACGGCCUGAGCCGCCUGAGAAUUGUGACGAUGGUGCUGUACGAGGUGCUGCGGCUGUACACCCCGCUGACAGCGCUCCAGCGUAGGACGUACAAGCCGAUGGAGCUCGGCAGCGUCAGGUACCCGGCGGGCGUGGUGCUGAUGCUGCCGCUGCUGUGCAUCCACCACGAUAAGGACGUGUGGGGGCCGGACGCGAGCGAGUUCAGGCCGGAGAGGUUCGCGGAUGGGAUCUCCAAGGCGUCCAAGGACGCACCGGCGUUCUUCCCAUUCGGCUGGGGCCCUCGCACCUGCAUCGGUCAGAACUUCGCGCUGCUCGAGGCCAAGAUGGGGCUUGUCAUGAUCCUGCAGCGCUUCGCGUUCGAGCUCUCGCCGGCCUACACGCACGCGCCGUUCCCCGUCGGCUUGCUGCAGCCGGAGCACGGCGCGCAGGUCAUGCUCAGGAGGCUUCCCUGAGCUGCAUACAAUUGGAUGGGUUAACUUGCAUGUACAGCAUAAUUAGUGAAUGCAAGAAAGUAUACUUGCAAGGCACGGUUGUGAAAAAUCGGCACGUUGUAAUGUUGUACCGAAUGUUAGAAGAUAAAAGUUUGAGUUGUGUACGGUAGGGUUAGAGAUAAUCUGCGGACUCUUUGAGUAGAUCGGUCUAGAAGAUUUCUCUCCGAUUCAAAGAGUCCGACUAUGUUUCUGUAACCUCGUGUAUUGUUUGCCCGGCCAUAUAAAUAGAAGAUGCGGUCUCAUGAGAGGUUAUAGGCUUCUGCAA